Messenger RNA from Pteropus alecto (black flying fox), 6289 nucleotides. RefSeq names its product AVL9 cell migration associated (gene AVL9). The transcript is spliced from 16 exons. NCBI's taxonomy places the organism in Eukaryota, Metazoa, Chordata, Mammalia, Chiroptera, Pteropodidae. Gene Ontology annotation, cellular component: cytoplasm. The annotation marks the transcript as partial. The record is from RefSeq and is a predicted model, not a curated record.
GGCGCCCCCCGGGGGCCUGUCCUGCACAUCGUGGUGGUUGGCUUUCAUCACAAGAAGGGCUGCCAGGUUGAAUUCUCUUACCCGCCCCUGAUUCCAGGAGAUGGACAUGACAGUCACACUUUACCUGAAGAAUGGAAGUAUUUGCCCUUCCUUGCCUUACCAGAUGGCGCACACAACUACCAGGAAGAUACUGUGUUUUUUCACUUGCCACCCAGAAAUGGAAAUGGAGCUACAGUCUAUGGCAUCUCUUGCUAUCGACAGAUUGAGGCCAAGGCAUUGAAAGUACGGCAAGCAGACGUCACCAGAGAGACCGUUCAGAAAAGUGUUUGUGUCCUAAGCAAGCUGCCUCUCUAUGGCUUACUUCAAGCAAAACUUCAACUCAUUACACAUGCGUAUUUUGAAGAGAAGGAUUUUUCCCAAAUUUCCAUUCUAAAGGAGCUUUAUGAACACAUGAAUAGUUCCUUGGGAGGAACUUCUUUAGAAGGAUCCCAAGUAUAUCUUGGUCUGUCUCCUCGAGAUCUUGUGCUUCAUUUUCGACACAAGGUCUUAAUUCUGUUUAAACUAAUUCUUCUCGAAAAAAAGGUUCUCUUUUAUAUUUCUCCAGUGAAUAAAUUGGUGGGUGCCCUGAUGACUGUGUUAUCCCUUUUUCCAGGCAUGAUCGAACAUGGUCUCAGUGACUGUUCCCAGUACAGACCCCGAAAGAGUAUGUCUGAAGAUGCUGGACUUCAUGAAAGUAAUCCCCCUGCAGAUGAUUUUGCUUCUGUGUCUGCUCCUAACAUUUCAAACACCAACUCGGAAACUGUCAAGAAAUUUAUGACACGAAACCACGGAGGAGAUGUGGCCAUCAAGACUGAAGAACCUUUGUUCCAAGUAGAAGCUGACAGCAGCAAAGGACAGGAACUCAGUGAUACCAAUCAAUAUUUGAAACCUCCUUCUCGUCCAUCUCCAGAGUCUUCAGAAAGUGACUGGGAGACCUUGGAUCCUAGUAUCUUAGAGGACCCCACCUUGAAGGAAACGGAACAAGUGGGGUCAGAACAGACAAACUCUUUUCCAAAGGAGUCAGUGCCCUCAGACAGCCCUCCGAUUACUGUACAGCCUCAAGCUAAUACGGGCCAGGUGGUCCUCAUACCAGGGCUGAUUUCCGGUUUGGAAGAGGACCAGUAUGGCAUGCCUCUAGCCAUCUUCACAAAGGGAUAUCUGUGUUUGCCUUAUAUGGCACUGCAGCAGCAUCAUCUUCUCUCUGAUGUCACCGUUCGGGGAUUUGUUGCUGGAGCUACUAACAUCCUUUUUCGGCAACAGAAACACCUCAGUGAUGCCAUUGUGGAAGUAGAAGAAGCCCUGAUCCAGAUUCAUGACCCAGAACUCAGGAAGCUGCUUCACCCCACCACUGCAGACCUCAGGUUCGCAGAUUAUCUGGUGAAGCACGUGACUGAGAACCGCGAUGACGUCUUCCUGGAUGGCACGGGUUGGGAGGGAGGUGACGAGUGGAUCCGAGCCCAGUUUGCAGUCUACAUCCACGCGCUGCUGGCUGCCACGCUGCAGCUAGAUAACGAGAAGAUGUUAUCGGACUAUGGGACGACCUUUGUUACAGCGUGGAAGAGCACUCACAACUACAGGGUCUGGAACAGCAACAAGCAUCCGGCACUUGCAGAAAUAAAUCCCAACCAUCCUUUUCAAGGCCAGUACUCAGUGUCCGACGUGAAGUUAAGGUUCUCACAUUCCGUUCAAAACAGUGAACGUGGCAAAAAACUUGGAAACGUCAUGGUCACAACCAGCCGGAAUGUUGUACAAACAGGAAAAGCUGUUGGCCAGUCCGUCGGAGGAGCUCUUUCCAGCGCAAGGACAGCAAUGUCUUCGUGGCUUUCCACUUUCACCACUCCCGGCCCGCAGAGUCUCACUGAGCCACCCGAUGGGAAGCCCUGAGCAAGGUGUCCAGGGGCCACCGUUGCGCUCUUCGGUUUAAGUGUUCCCUGUCUGUCUGCUGCUCCCAGACUGUUCCUCUUCGUUGGCCAGGCCCACAGCAGGGGACCGAUAUGUCGAACUGUUUACAUGGACAAUUGCCCUCUGUCUAAAUGAAUGUCACAGGAUGCUGGAAAGAUGAAAUCACAACCAUAGCAGGGAUGGCCUCCCAGGUUGGGGUUUGAAUUGACUACUUUUAUUUCAGUCUGAGCCUGAUUAAAACACGCAGUGUACCUUCUAAUAAUUUUUGAAUUCUGAUAGUAUACAUCUGUUUACUUUAGAAAAGUUUUUACUUAUGUAAAUUUUGUUCUGUUUAGCUGUUCGAAUAUCUAGAUGAUCACUGAAAUUUAUUUGUGCUAAAAUUAAGUUAUAUUACUAUUUUAGUUUCUCUAAAGUUGGCCCUAAAAUGUGCUUAUAAAGUUAAGGGGCCAUCCGAUCCAACCUUUUGUUAUUAUUUUGCUGAGUUAUAUGAUGAUUUUUGUUUGCUGGUUUUCUACCUGCAAAACUAUCAAUUCACUUCCUCCCAGAAAUGUGGAAGUCAUGGGUGGUAGUUCUGAGGAUAGAGUGUUUCGUCUCAUGUUUAAUUUAUUCUUUCCCAAUCCUAAGCGCUUGUUUUGAGGCAUCGAAGGACACCGUCGUGCUUUUUCUUCCUCUUCCUAACUGUUCAAAUAGGUUUGCAGAGAAAUGGCAUAGUGGCGGUUGUAGCGAUGUUGGAGCAGUUCACACGAGCACAUGUUUAGGGCAGACUUUAAAAGACCUUGGUUUUCUGUCAACUCUAGUCCUAUUGCAGUCUUUUACAAGCAUUUUUUAACCCACAGUUUGUGCCUUCUAUUUCUUCUUUUGAACAGUUUUCCAUUGGGUGUUUACAGACCUUACAGGUUUUUUCUUAGUCUAAUUCUUCAUAAAACUUUUCAAGGCGCCUGGGUUUCCUACUUCCCUGACUGAAAAUCCUCCUGUAAUCAAUCCCUUCUAAAAGUAUUUUUUAAAGAAAAGCAAGAUGAUCUGUAAAUAUUAAAUAGAAAUUUCAUCUUAGGUCACAUUUAGAAAAGCAAGAGGCAGAAGAAAACUACAGCCAUGACAUCAGUCAGGUUUCAUAAAGGACAUCUGGUUUCAUUUUAGACACACGCACAUGUGUGCAAUCUACUGGAGAUUUUUAUACAGCUGGACCUCAUGUAUCUGCCAUGCUCAGCUCUCAUUUGCUUUUCAUGGGGACAUUAGAUGGGCAUUCUCAGGGAGUACUUACAGGGUAAGACUGCUUCAGUAACAAAAGAUAGUCGGAAAGUACAUAGUGAGUAUAAUCUGCACAAGACAUAAAGAGUAUUGGGAAAGUAAGGGCCCUAAUUAAGGAUGACACUUGAUUAGAUUUGAUUUAUCCCUUAAGAAAUGUUUAUGGAAAGUAAAUCCUUCUAGGGUAUGUGAAAUGGUCAGAGGAACAUAAUCUAAAUCUCCCUAAAUUUUCUAAUUUGUGUCUUAACACGAGUCCAGCAAAUCUAAAAACAUACUUCCAUUUGAGCAUAAUAACGCAAGAAUUCAGUGAUGAUAAACUAAAGGGCUUAUUGUGAGAACUCCAUUCAUCCCACUUCUGCUAGGAAAGUGAACCUUCUCAGGAACUAUUUCUCGAGGAGCAGUCAUGCCAGGCACUCUGCGAGUAAAGAACUCAUUCUAACACAUUACUGUUUCAUGAGGCCACAUCGCUAGCUGGAGUGAUGGUGCAUCGGCGAGCAGGCGUCACCCCUCAGUGCCAGAAGUGCACGGGCUGAGAGCCCCGUGAGAGGCGGGCCAGCCGUCGGGGCUGCGCUGGGCGAGCUCGCCUCUCGCCAUCCCCCAGCUGCCCAGGCUGCACUGGGAGUCUCGCUCGAGUAAAAGUGGUUACACGACAUCUCACUCUGCUCUAGGACCGCUUGUCCCCAUGUUAACAGAAACCUUAACUGAACUUUCUAGUAGAGCUUCCAAUUAAGAGUUCAACUCUUAAAGCAGUCAGUUAACUGGCUUUCAACACAGAAUGAAUAUUUCAGAAGAUAGCACUUUUGUCAUAGAAAAGGUCAGAAGACUGUAACUUUCCUUCAGGUUCUGGGAGGCACAGGAGUUCUCAGGGCGGAGGCUGCGACGCUGCUGGCAGGGGCCCCUGGCAGCCAGCUGUUGAGGGCAGGAAGCCUGGCCCCUCGUCCUGUGAGCCCGUGUGCUUCGGGCUUGGGGUCCAGCCCUUCGGUCACUGGUGAGUUGUAGGAGCCAACAGUGGGCCAUCUUCGGCCUUGUUGCCGGCAAAGGUGUGUUUUGGUUGGCCAUGCUCACUCUAGUGCUUUUGCAUCUAAGCAUUGUGUAUUUGUAAGUAGGUCUGAGGGAGCGAGGGUCAGCCAGGCCUUUUCAAGGUGUGGCAGCCACACAGCCUGCAUCUAUAGCCCGCUGGUGGUCUCACUGUUUGUCUAGGUGACUUAAAAAUAGUGUUUAGGAAAAGCCCCUGGCAUACUUUACUUCCUACUAGGCGCUGUAAUGACAAUGGCAUAGGUGAGGAAAAGAGUUAAAGCUGUGUUCUGGACCAGGUGACUAGAAGAAGUUGCAGGUUAGAGUCAUUUUGCAGAUGCAUUUGGUUCAUUUAACCAGUAUGACUAGUAUAUUUCCAAACCCAUUAGUGAUUUGAGUCCCCCAGCCUUAAAACAGUUCCCAUCUACUUUUGCUUUAAGAAACAUAGCAAUCCCCUUGAGCAGCGAGCCAGAGCGUAUGACGUGAUUUCCUCGCCCUUACCUUGCUGUCUGUUCUCUACUAAACGUUGGAAUUUUUGUGGAAUAACUGAGUUUGGAAAGGGAAGGAGAAAGCAAGUUAGGAAAGCAGAGAAGUGAGAAGUUGUCGCGAGGCUGAGGAGCAAGGUACUUAAAAACCUGAAUGAAAGUAUUUUGAGAGCAGUAUUUAAUAUGCUAAAGGUAGGAAGAAUUUCUUUACAAAGAAGUUAGAAUUUUAUUCUGCUAGUUAGUUACAAGUUUAAAAUGAAGGUAAAACGCCCUCUUCCUGGCAGGCAGGUUUUGUUUUUAUUUUGUCUUUUGUGGAAGUGACAGCCAGCGGUCCUUUCCCUCCAGGCCUGGCGAUGAGUUUGGGGGUGCUCAGCCCUGUAAGGGGCCAGUAAGUAGACCGAUCCCCAGCCACAUGAACUUGUAUCUGCUUCAGCAGUUUGGGAAAGUAGCCUGUUAGAAUGGUAGCUGCUGAACGUUGCCUGUUAUUUUGGGGGGAUUUGGUCGAGACUCCUGAAAUGUCAUCGACGUUUGCAUGCUCUGAUUCCUUGGCCGGAGGUGGCACAGUAGUCAUGGCCUUUCCACCCGGUUCUGUGGUGGCCUUUCAAAAUGACAGGGAACGCAGCUCUGGUUUCUAGAAGAUGGUCGUCAUUCCAUGGAGUACAAUGUGCCAUUAGGAGUUUUCUCAUUCCAAGGCUUUGGACUUCAUAACAUUGGGAUUGUUUUUGUCAUAAUUUCCAACAUUCCAUAAAUAUUUGUCAAGGACAAAGGAAAGGAAUGUGGACCUUUAUUCUUUUCAUAUAAAUAACUUUGUACACGUGACUUCCUGCUUUCACAUGAAGAGGAAGAAUCUAGCUCCCUCGUAUCCUAACUCUGACAUUAUAAGAUUGUGCACGUAUAAGGGGUUGAAUAUAUUUUGUAAAACUCUAAUGCAUUUGUAUUUCUGUGCUGUCCUAAAGUUUACCUUUUUACUUAAUUAAAGAUAUAGAAACUAUAUAUUUAAAUCAUGUAAAUGGGACACAAUUUAGGGGUUUUUCCGAUCUUAUUUUCCAUCAGCUUCUCACACACACACAUAGUAUGCUGCUCAAAUUUGUGUGCAAUAUAAACAUUUGAACAUUUCAGUCAGGUACUGAGCCAGAAAAAGUAAUUGAAGUUUUUAGAAAGCUUCUGUGCUUAGAAAAUACUUGAUUUUCUUGAAACAUUAAUAAUUUAUAACGGGAAAGAUAGGAUCAAGACUUAUGUUUCAGGACACUUGUUCAUUGGUUCCUAAAUUUAGGAAGCAUUUGAUUAACAAGUUGGUAAAAGAAUUUAGUGGUUACAAAAAUAGUUUAAAUAUUUGAGAUAAAAGGCUUUCCGCGAACCCUUUCUCGGGAAGUUUAGCUUAGAAAUAUUAGAAGUUUUCUAAGGAAGUUUAUCUGUGGCACAUGUUUUGAUCAGAAAGGUAAUUUCUCUUUGCUCUGGUAGUUUUAUGAUUUGUACUAGUUGUUUCUGUUGUCAUUUGUUUAAAAAGAAUGUGAAAUGGAUAAAUCACGUCUAAUCGAACUGAAUUGUAAAACUUCUGUAACUUUAUUUUAAAGAAAAAUGAGAAUAAAAUGAUCCCGCGCACA